UUUUGGCUCGUGAUAUUCGGAAACUAGUUUGUAAUGGUUCCAUUCCAGCAUUGAUUGCGCACAAUGAGUCGUAUCCAGUGGCGUCUUCGUGAGCUUCCAAAGAAUAUAAGCCAAACCAUUCGAUUUCGCAUUCAGUACGGUAAACAAUGCAUUCGCUCACUAACUUACAAUCAUCACAUGAACCAGUCGUAUGCGUCCGAUGUUUGUAUGGAACCGAUAUUUUGGUUCGUUGACAACUUCACUCAUCUACUUGGACCGUUUUUCGUAUUUGCUGUCAUAUGUCUAACAACUGCCGUCGUUACAAUAUGCUACUGGAUCGGAUUACCGUACUGGUGGAAUAGAAAUCGUUACAUGACUGUGUUCUUAAUGAUAGUAGGUCAUUGGUUGUUAUUAAAUGUAGUAUACAAUUUCUAUAAAGCUGCUUCCGUGUCACCGGGCUAUCCACCUGAGAAGGAACUGAUAGCGGAAGCGGUCAGUAUAUGCAAAAAGUGCAUAGCACCAAAACCUCCUCGAACACAUCACUGCUCAGUAUGUAAUCGGUGCGUCCUACGAAUGGACCACCAUUGUCCAUGGCUUAAUAAUUGUGUCGGCUAUCACAAUCAUAGAUAUUUUUUCCUCUACAUGCUGUACACCACAAUUGGCACGCUUUUUAUAAUAUCGUUCGGAUUUGAGUUGGGUUAUGGUGUACUGUUUCUCGAUGAAGGUGGUUGGAAAGAAAUGGAGCCGCUGCAAGGACAUCCAGUAAGAUUCAACCUUUCAGGACACAUAAUACCGGUGACCGAAAUGAAUGAUUACGAGCAUGAUGGAAUGGCUCCUGCUGAGCACGAUCUGCCGAUACCACAUCCCACACAUCGAACGGAAACAAUUCAUGGCGCAAUACUGUUUAUGGCACUCAUAAAUGUGGCCACCCUGCUCGCGCUUGGUGCACUUACUGCCUGGCACAGCACCCUAAUUACACGAGGUGAAACCAGCAUCGAAGCGCACAUAAACAAAUCCGAAACGAAAAGGCUUGCCGCAAUGAACAAGACGUACCGGAAUCCGUACGACUUCGGACCAAGAAAGAACUGGAAACUUUUUCUAGGCACAACGCGCAAGCGUACCUGGUGGCGACACGUACUGCUGCCCUCCUCACACAAACCGGAAGGUAAUGGACUGACAUGGUUAACUUACGAGAACGCGUUUGAUACUGCUGACGAGUGGCCUUAG
Anopheles maculipalpis is the source of this 1206-nucleotide messenger RNA. Its product is annotated as palmitoyltransferase ZDHHC16. Gene Ontology annotation, molecular function: palmitoyltransferase activity. The coding region runs from base 64 to 1206 and encodes 380 amino acids. NCBI's taxonomy places the organism in Eukaryota, Metazoa, Arthropoda, Insecta, Diptera, Culicidae. The transcript is spliced from 6 exons. The record is from RefSeq and is a predicted model, not a curated record. Gene Ontology annotation, biological process: protein palmitoylation. Gene Ontology annotation, cellular component: Golgi apparatus.